UGUGUCGGGUUUUUAUGAUAUUGUACUGUAUCUUAUUAUGUUUUUACAAUGGAUUAUGCAUGACAUGGGAAUUUGGUGAUCGUAAUCUAGAGAUUCAUAAGAACAGCGUUAUUAUAGCCGACUUUGAUGGAUGGAUGUGUAUUUUUCAGCGAACGAAGUACAUACCAAUUGAAGUACCACCAUGCUACAGUAUAAUAAACGUGAAAAUAGAAGUCAUAAACAUAAUAUCAACACCAGAAGUAAAUUUCAUAGAGGAAACCAAUACAGUUGUCAUUCACUACGGAAUGUUGCAGAUCAGUUUAUCAAAGUAUUACAUAACUGUUAGAGCUGUGAAACGCAUGAAUUGCAAGCCAAGAAAACUGAAAAACAUAAUCCGAAUUCCUGUAGAAAACAGAGGUGAAGAUACAUGUCAGUCUACAGAGCCUCCCGCCAAAAAAGAUCGCAGCAAGAAAAGAUACAACAAGAAACAUGAUGUAGUAGUGAAGCGUCCAUGGUAUGGCUCCUACCACAAGACACAAUGAUAAAUAAUAUUUUAUUGUACGUUGUAUGAAAUUUUUAUCCCAACUUUGCGAUUUUGCUAAUAAUAAUUAUAUAAGCCUUUAUUCAGACA
Molecule: messenger RNA, 610 nt
Organism: Manduca sexta (tobacco hornworm)
Lineage: Eukaryota; Metazoa; Arthropoda; Insecta; Lepidoptera; Sphingidae
Exons: 2
Coding region: 15-521 (168 amino acids)
Source: RefSeq, a predicted model, not a curated record